Messenger RNA from Athene cunicularia (burrowing owl), 696 nucleotides. RefSeq names its product OCIA domain containing 2 (gene OCIAD2). Lineage: Eukaryota; Metazoa; Chordata; Aves; Strigiformes; Strigidae. The coding region runs from base 20 to 400 and encodes 126 amino acids. The record is from RefSeq and is a predicted model, not a curated record. Gene Ontology annotation, cellular component: mitochondrial inner membrane. The transcript has 7 exons.
GGCUCCCUCGCUUCCGCCAAUGUUCUAUUGUCCCAUCUCACAAAAUUACAAUGCUGGAGAAAUUGCAAGGAUCCGUAAAGAAUGCAAAAAGGAAAGUUUCUGGUACAGAGCUCUUCCUUUGUCUCUCGGGAGCAUGCUUGUCACCCAGGGGCUAGUCUCAAAAGGCGUUUUCUCAGUGAACCCAAGAUUUGGUGCAUUACCUAAGAUGGCAAUUGCUGGUGUCUUAGGUUUUGCCAUUGGAAAGAUAUCAUACAUGGGAGAAUGCCAAAAAAAGUUCCAGAAAAUUGGUAUUGUACCAUGUGGUCCACAACAAAAAAGGCAUUGCCAUCACACUUGCAAAGAAUGUGAAGCAAAAUUGGGAUCGAAUGAGAAGGAAGGUUCAGGUCUGUCAGCAUCUUAGUCCCAGAUAUGGUGAAGAUGAUAAAGAUCUGAUGGAUUAUCUUCUUUCAAGGCUUUAUUCUGUAGAGAAGAAAUUAUGUCUUUGGUUUGAUGUAAACAGAGUUAUUUGAAGUGCUUGCAUAAUGUUAGAUAGUUCUGUUUACAGUAAACAGCAGUUGCUUGUAAUGCACUUUUGGGGUUUUCCUCUCCUCACUCUUCUCAGCAUGUGUUGGUUUUGUUUUGUUUUUUGUUUGUUUUUUUUUUUUUCUCCAGUGCAAUUAAGCUCUUAGUGCUGAAAAAAAUACUUUUGUCUUCUGU